Messenger RNA from Paramecium sonneborni, 673 nucleotides. The record is from the annotation of a GenBank genome assembly. Lineage: Eukaryota; Ciliophora; Oligohymenophorea; Peniculida; Parameciidae.
AUGGAUCAUAUAAGUAAAGACAACCUUCAUUAUCUAAACAAAAAAUUAACAAAAGAAAAUUAAAGUUUAUCAUUACUUGUUUAUAGUUUAUAAAGACAAUUAUAAAAUGCUGCAGUUCAAAUUAAUUAUGUGUAACAACUUGAACAAAAUUUAGAAUUGUUACAAUUUGAACUUAUACAAUUAAAGAAGGAUAAUUAAUUAUAUAAGAACAAUUAUUUAUGUAAACUGAAUAAUAGAUGAAAAAGGACUUCUUUUAAGAUGAAUUUGAUAAUCAGAAAUCAUAAUAUGACUAGAAGUUACAAUUUCUGAUUAAAAAAAAUAAAAGAUUAGAAAGGAGAUUUAAAUUAAAUAAGUUAAUUCUUUUGAAGUAUAGACAUCUAAAUUAAUGGAUUUGAGCAAAUAAACUAGAAAAUUUUAAUUAAUAAUCAAAUAAUCUUCGUUCACCUCUGAAAAGCCCUAAAGGUUUAACAAAGAAAAUAUAUGAUAAUCUCAUACAAAAAUUAUAAAGCACUGAAGAAAAGCCAUUUCAAAUUAAACAGUAUAUUAUUAUAAUAAAAUAAAUAGUAAAAGACGAAUUCCAAUAUUUAAAGCAAAUAAAGUAAAAUAACUACCAAACAGCUAAAAAAGUUUGGUUAGUAUACCUAUAAUUUCAAGUAUUUCAAGUAUAAAAUGA